Molecule: messenger RNA, 171 nt
Organism: Lottia gigantea (owl limpet)
Lineage: Eukaryota; Metazoa; Mollusca; Gastropoda; Lottiidae
Exons: 1
Biological process (GO): positive regulation of DNA-templated transcription
Cellular component (GO): nucleoplasm; chromatin
Molecular function (GO): ubiquitin-protein transferase activity
Source: RefSeq, a predicted model, not a curated record
AUGAGUAACAUACCGGCAUGUAUUAUAUGUUUUUCAAGUUUUACAACACCAAAAGUUUUGCCAUGUGGGCACACAAGUUGUUUGCGGUGUAUUGAGAGAUAUAUCAGUGAUAAAAUAGAGAAAUUCCCCUGUCCUUAUUGUAAGCAGAAUGUUGAGAUUCCAGAAGGUGGC